This is a messenger RNA of Vanessa tameamea, 4707 nucleotides long. It is a transcript of the gene drosha, whose product is annotated as ribonuclease 3. Gene Ontology annotation, biological process: primary miRNA processing; pre-miRNA processing; rRNA processing. Lineage: Eukaryota; Metazoa; Arthropoda; Insecta; Lepidoptera; Nymphalidae. The transcript has 19 exons. Gene Ontology annotation, molecular function: RNA binding; ribonuclease III activity. Bases 233 to 4399 code for a protein of 1388 amino acids. The record is from RefSeq and is a predicted model, not a curated record. Gene Ontology annotation, cellular component: microprocessor complex; nucleus.
UGGCAUUAAGACUCUUUAUCAAAUAAUAGUGAUAAUAAAUCUCACAUACAAAUAUUUAUGAUUGACUGCAUUGCAUUGGAAAAGUUGAUUUGCAUAGUCGGUAAAUUAAGAAAGUAGUUUAAAAGUGAAACAUAAAAGUAUGGCUUAGUUGUAAUUGUUUAAACCGAUAUUUAUAUAUGUGUUGUGAGCCUAUUUCUACGUUGUUUAAUAUAUGAGUUUUUAAUACUUGAAAAUGUCAAUACCGCCGGUGGAUUUUAGUGUACCGCCACCAACGUUUCACAUACCUCCGCCGGUAGGGCCUGCUCUGACACCUACCUUGGCUCCAUCUCAACCAAUAUAUAGCCAGCCACCUCCAUAUUUUCCUUCGGGCCAUCCCACUGACAUACCACCUCCAAAUUUUUUAAAUGUAUCGCCAGCUCCCCCAGUUAAUAUCAGUCCAAAUGUGUCAAUGUAUCCUCUGCCGUCUAUUGAUGCACCACCAUAUUCAUCUAUGCCUUUGGGUUCUACUUAUCCUCAGUAUUAUAAUAUGCAAUAUUAUGGUAGCUCUGCUUCUCCAGUUAAUACUCAAACUCUUCAAACAACAACAACUGGUUUAUCUCAAAGUAAUUUCUACAAUAAAGACACAAAAAGUCUUGAAUCUGAGCGUCGUAGCAGAAGCUAUUGUAGCUCUUCAAGGGAAUAUUCAUCAUCCAGAUCUAGAUAUUCUCCAUACCGGGAAAGAAGUUACGACAGAAGUAGCAAAUAUGAUAGAGGAAGAUCAAGAUAUCGACAAUCAAGUCGCAGUCCAAGUUCAAGUCAUCGUAGCAAAAGUCCUUCAAAAUAUAAGCAGAGAGAGAAAGAAGAUUAUUAUAACAGAGAUAAAUGUAAUGAGAGAAGACGUGAAUUUGAGAGUCAUAGUAAAAGUUCCUCCAGUUACAGAGAUUACAGAAGUCAUAGUCGCAGCUUUGACAGUCAUGAUGAAAGAAGACACUAUAAAACCAUAGACAAAUAUAGACCUCCUUCUCAUUUUAGGGAGUCACAAUCACAUAGUAGUGUGAGAGAACUGUCAUCUAGGAACUCUAGAGAUCCAUCGGUGCCAAAACCUUUAACUGAUCGUGAAAAAAUUUUAAUAGAUUAUCAAAAGAACUAUUGCCGAACUUCAGAAGAUUUUGUAAAGAAAAUGGAAGAAUGGUCAAAGGAGCAUAAUUCCGAUGAUGAAGAAAAUUCGAAAAUGUGGUACAGAAGCUCACCUGCUGAGCUUUACUAUAAACCUUCAGACAGCGGCGUAGGUGUUCAGCAGACUAAUAGAUUAAAAAAAAUCUGUGAAAAGUUUUUCAAAACUCUUAUAGAAAGAGGUAGAAAUGCGAGACCAGCGGAGGACGAACUGCCCCCUUUGAAACCACCAAGAGUGAAAAUGUGCAAGCAUAGAUUGGAAGAUAAAAAUUCAUCAUCAGAGAGUGAUGAGAGUGUGGAUGAUGACGGUUUACAGGGAUACACAGACAGAAUCAUGUUGGAGUUACAAAGGAAGCAAAGCCAUCCAAGGAGACUUCACCCUGAACUAUGGUUCAACAACACGGGCGAGAUGAACGGCGGCCCGCUGUGCCGCUGCAGCGCGCGCGCGCGGCGUCUGGGCAUCCGCCACGGCGUGUACGCCGGCGAGCGCUCCUUCCCCGCGUGCGUGCCCACCGAGAGCAACAUCGGCAAGCUGUACCACUACUGCAUAACGGUGUCACCCCCGACAAAUUUUCUUAUAAAAGCGCCGACAAUCAUAGGACACGACGAACACGAAUUCUUAUUCUCUGGGUUUUCAAUGUUUUCACACUACAAACUAGCGAAACUGCCGAAAUGCAAAGUCAUAAGAUUCAAUAUUGAGUACACGAUAUUAUACGUCGAGGAACCAGCGCCACAAAACUUCACUGUGGAGGAAUUGAAUCUAUUUGAGGAGUACUUAUUCACGGAGUUAUUAGAACUCGUAGAUUUAGAUUUGGGCAAAGGUACCGAAGGUAGCUGCUCGCAGUUCCACUUUAUGCCGCGAUUCAUUCGAUAUCUUCCUGAAGGUGGAUGUGAGGUCCUGUCAAUGUGUGAGGUUCUGAAAUUUCUGAUCAAUGAAAGCGGCUUACUCGUCCCACCGGAGAUGUUGGCAGAAUACCAUGACAUCGAUCAUUAUAGUUGGCAAAAGUUUGUCGACAGGAUUAAAGGUAUGAUUGUUACGUAUCCCGGUAAGAAACCGUGUUCAGUCCGCGUCGAUCAACUGGACCGAAGUCCGACUAUCAAUAUCGGAGAAAUGAAGGAUCCUUCGGAAAUAAAAAACUAUUAUCCGGAAAUAGUGCAUUUCGGUAUAAGGCCACCCCAAUUGAGUUAUGCUGGCAACCCUGAAUAUCAAAAAGCGUGGCGUUAUUAUGUAAAAUAUCGUCAUCUCAUUGCCAACAUGGCGAAGCCGUCGUCCGUCGAACGGCAAAAAUUAGCGGCCAAAGAAGCGAGAUUGCAAGAAAUGAGAACACAGAGUAAAAUGAAAAGGGAUGUCACAGUUGCCAUAUCUUCGGAAGGUUUUUAUACGACCGGCCUUAUGUGUGACGUGGUACAGCACGCCAUGUUAAUACCGGUUCUAGUAAGACACCUAAGAUUCCACAAAUCUCUAGAGAGCUUAGAGGAAAAGAUUGGUUAUACGUUCAAACAGAGGGCACUCUUGCAAACGGCACUGACCCACCCUUCGUACAGAGAGAACUUUGGAACUAAUCCCGACCACGCUAGAAAUAGUUUGACUAAUUGUGGUAUACGACAGCCGGAGUAUGGGGACCGAAGGAUACAUUACACAAGGAAGAAAGGUAUCGUGACCCUCAUAAACAUAAUGUCUCGUUUCGGUAAGACCAAUGAGACAGAAUCCGAUAUAAAACACAACGAACGUCUCGAGUUUCUCGGGGACGCAGUGGUCGAGUUCGUAUCCUCGAUACAUUUGUUCCGGAUGUUCCCGGGACUCACGGAGGGUGGCUUGGCGACUUACAGAGCUUCUAUUGUGCAGAACCAACACUUGGCGCAGUUAGCGAAGAACAUAGGGCUGGAGCAGUACAUGCUGUACGCGCACGGGUCGGACCUGUGCCGCGAGGUGGUGAUGCGCCACGCGAUGGCGAACUGCUUCGAGGCGCUCAUGGGGGCGCUCUUCCUCGACGCCGGCCUGGAGGUCACGGACAAAGUGUUCGGGUUAUCUCUCUGGUACUUCGAGCCUGAUCUACUGGAAGCUUGGUCAAAGGAGCGACCGCAUCCGUUGCAAGACCAAGAGCCGUUGGGCGACAGGAAAUAUAUUAAAAACUUUGAAUUCCUACAGAAGUUGACUGAAUUCGAAGAAAGUAUAGGUGUUCAAUUUAAACACAUACGUCUGUUAGCACGUGCGUUUACUGACCGCUCCGUUGGAUUUACACAUCUGACCCUAGGAUCAAACCAGCGCUUGGAAUUCCUAGGUGACACAGUUUUGCAACUAGUCGUGUCCGAUAGACUGUACAGACACUUCCCGGACCACCACGAAGGGCAUUUAUCUCUCCUUCGUUCAUCUCUAGUCAAUAAUCGCACUCAAGCUAUGGUGUGUGAUGAUCUCAAUAUGUCGGAAUACGCCAUAUACAACAAUCCCAAAGCUAAACCAACCACAAAGAAACACAAGGCUGAUUUGCUGGAAGCGUUUCUGGGCGCUUUGUAUAUUGAUAAGAAUUUAGAAUACUGUCAGGCGUUCUGCAACGCGUGUCUGUUCCCACGUCUGCAAGAAUUCAUUAUGAACCAGAACUGGAACGAUCCGAAGUCGAAACUGCAGCAGUGUUGCCUCACUCUGCGUUCCAUGGAAGGAGGAGAACCUGACAUACCGGUUUACAAAGUGAUCGAGUGCCUGGGCCCCACCAACACGCGCGUGUACACGGUGGGCGUGUACUUCCGCGGCGACCGGCUGGCGGCGGCGCGCGGCCACUCCAUCCAGGAGGCCGAGAUGAACGCGGCCGAGCACGCGCUCAGCUGCGCGCACGAACUAUUCCCGCAAUUAGAUCAUCAAAAAAGAUUAAUUGCGAAGACUAUGCGGAAGAAGAAAAAUCGUCAGAAGGGCAAUAAGAACGCGAAAACAGAAAAGGAUUCGUCGUUCCAGAGAAAGAUUAACGACGACAACGCGCCCAAAGCGUACAGACUCGGAGCUCAAGAAGAGGAAAGUUCGGAUGAGAGCGUUCGGGAACCUUCGGACACGGAGCAGCAAAAUCCAGAAGAUCGAAAUUCUAACGACGACUCUGGUUUGGACAGCGAUUCAGCAACGGUUCCCGAUAAGUUUGAAAACAUACAGGUUAGCAGCCUCCUGACUGACAUGGAGAAGUUAAAGGAGGAUCUAAUAAAGAGGAACGAAUACGAUAAGUUGAAAGAGAAAUGCCGUAGGCUUGACUCCGAUGAUGACUAGUGGAAAAGUUUAUUUAAUGAGUGUUGUAAUUACAAUAUUUUCAUAUUUUCGUCUAAAAGGCAUAUUAUAUAAGCGUAUCGAUGUAAAGGGUUAUUGGUAAAUCCAUUAACGUAGAUUAUAAGCAAAACAAGUUACAACGUAAGCCUAAAUGUUUAAUCAAUAUUCAAUAUAUGUAUUUUUCUCUAGCAACAAUCCGUCGCUAUUUAUAGUAAGUAUAAAAGUUAUACUGAGCUUGAUACUUAAAAAAGACAGACUUUACAUUUUGACGAGUGACGAAAAAAAAGAAAUUAAAUAAAUGUCUAUGAAAU